This is a messenger RNA of Drosophila ananassae, 1395 nucleotides long. RefSeq lists its product as uncharacterized. Lineage: Eukaryota; Metazoa; Arthropoda; Insecta; Diptera; Drosophilidae. Gene Ontology annotation, molecular function: protein binding. The transcript has 2 exons. The record is from RefSeq and is a predicted model, not a curated record. Bases 99 to 1154 code for a protein of 351 amino acids.
CCAGCAACCAGUGCCUUUUCCGACUAUAUUUCAGUUGCUGUUUUUUUACACACACGAAUAGAGAAAAAAAAUUGUUAUUAAAGCUAAAUUGUAACAAGAUGCCCUAUCUUUACGGAAUUGCGGACACCAAGUUCCGGGUGAAGAAAGUAGUUAUAAAGAAAAAAAAACCCGAAUCGGGAAUUGCUGCCACAAAAUUUCGGCGCAAUGAUUUCCUUCUGGGAUGCCCCAAAUAUAACAAGGACGAUGUGCCGAUACAGUUCAGGACAUCGCCCGAAUCCUUGGUGGAGCUGUGUGUCAAUGUGGUGGAUAAGUUGCCAUUGCCCUCGGUCUUUGAAUGGGACGACAUGGACAUCAGGCGAUGGAUCAACAGCUAUGGUUAUCCGCAGUAUAUGAACACCUUUCGCGUGAACAUGAUCACUGGAAGAAAGCUGCUCCUUUUAGACGCCACUGCCCUGUGUGCGAUGAACAUCACGGACUUCGACCACAUUCGUCACAUAGCCUACGGCAUCCGGAUGCUGUUCCACUUCACGCUGACCAAGUUCUCGUCCAGCAUUUCGCUGCCGGACGAGAAGCCCAAUGAGCUCUACUUGCUGUUCCACACCCAGACUGGGGUGAACUACGACGAGGUGCGGCGGUCGGACCUCUAUCGCCGGAUGCAGCUGAUCCGUAAGAGACCCCUGAACCUCGACCAUUGGGACCGACUCUACUUGUGGCUGAGGCGCGAGAAUGAGCAUAAUGAGAAGGUACUGAUCGGCAUGAUUCGGCGGGUCAAGAUGUACGAGUGCGACAAGCCGCAGGAGGAGCCGGAGUACUCGAUGUCGGAAGUGGGUCCAGAUGAUAUGAUGUGUCGCACCUGCAUUCCGCCGUGCGACUGCGACUGGACGGAGCGGGACAUGCGAUUGCCGAGCCGCCUCAGCUGCCUGGCCCCCAUCCUAACCACCACCGUCAGCAAGUGGAACGCCAUGCAGAUGAACUGCAAGGAGUGCAUCCCGCCGUGCGAGUGCCGCUGGCCACCGCGAUACUACCUUACGGGUACGGUGAUCCGUUGCCUGCAGCAUCGCUUCCCGGAGAAGUUCUGCCCGAUAUUCGACGAACGAUUCCGGGCCUCCGCGCGUCCCAGUCUCGUGGAGCGUUGGACCCGCUUCUCUAUUUAAAACUGGGCACUCUUUUUGUUACAAUCCCCAUCUAUUUUGUACUCCAAUAGAUCGGGACUUGCUCCCGACCCAUUCGAAAUGCCAAAGCCUUGUUUCAGUUUCCAGUUGCCGGGAUUGUAGAUGAAAAUUUCACUUCCUCAAAACGGAAUCUAAAAAAAAUCGUAAUUAACUUGUAAAAUUAGUGUAAUUUUUGGAUAAUAUUUUCCUAACAUUUAAUACAUUCGAAUAAUUUUGUCGAUAA